GCCAAUCGGAAGUCACUACCGGAGUUACAGGUUGCAGCGAUAUGUUCCUGACCUCCCAUCCGCGGAAACAGCAAGGCAUUUCUACUCCGAGGGGUUUUUGUGUUAGAAGUAAUGGGGAGGCUUAACUUUUAUGCCAUUUGGUCCCUGCGUGACGCUCCCCGCCAGUUCAUUAGCAAAUCCAACCGCAGGUGUUUUCAAGUCCACAUUCCGCUGCCUCUACCUAAGCACCUGGUCAUCUUUGGUCUUGGAGAGUGGACAUGCAGUGAGACAACAAUCACAGCAGAGGUUCUGGUCAGUGCAGAGGUGCAGGCCCAGAAAAUCGGAACUCUGACGUCUCAAACAAGGUGCCUGACCUGGGAGGGAGAGUGGAGCACUGACAUUGUCACAGUGGCAGCAGAGAGAGGCAGGAGAGGAGUUUAUGGCAAGAUUGUGCUCACAGUGUGUGGAGAGGAUAAAGCCAGCAUCCUCAGCAGCACUCCACUGGUACAAAGGAAAUGUCUGUUCCCAGAACAGCUCAAUGAUCUCUCCAGCACAUUACACCAAAGUGUUGCAAAUGAAACGAUAACUCCCAACUCCUCACACUUGGGUGACAGCGUUGCUGAGAUCCAAGUUAAUAAAAUCGACACCAGCGAUUCCGUUUGGGGAGCAAAACCAUCAGUUUGGCCCACGGAUAAAACACCCAGACGGACAGUUAUUAGUAAGAGGGGCCACCUGACGUGGAGCUCUGAGGAUUUGGACAGCCUCACUGAAGAUAUAGCUCAAGCUUCAACCCCGAAAAAGAUGAGGCUGUCGAGGAUGAACAGCCAAGAAGAAAUGAUGGUGCAGAUAAAGAGUGAGAGCAGAGUGUGUCCAUCAAAGCGCUGGAGCCAUUCGAUGUGUCUCAGUGACUCUCAAACUGCCAUUCUCAUUGGAGGAGAAACUACCGAUCAAAACUACUGCAAGGACUCCCUGUGGAAGCUUGAGUUAGACAAUGAUUUCUGGUAUCCCAUGAACUCCUCUGUGUCUGGACCUGUACCACCAUGUGCCCGAGGACACUCUGCAACCUAUGACCCAGAUUCUAAGGCAGUCUUUGUUUACGGUGGCCUGAGGGAGGGCCACUGCUACAGCAAUCUGUACAUCCUUAAUACUCUGACCUGGAAGUGGAGGGUUGUCACUGCAAAAGGGAAUGUUCCCACUCUGGCGUAUCAUUCAGCAGUCUUUUAUAAGAAAGAGCUUUUUGUCUUCGGCGGAGUUCAGCCAAGCCACUCUUCUGGGGAUAAAUCCUGCAGUAAUGCUUUAUACAUCUUCAACCCAGAGUUUGAACUGUGGUACCAGCCCAUUGUGGAGGGGGACAAACCUCUGCCUCGGUUUGGACAGUCGGCCACGCUUCUCUCACAGAAGCUGAUAAUAUUUGGUGGCAGGAAGACUGCGACCUACCUCAACGAUCUCCAUGUUCUGGAUUUGGGAUUCAUGGAGUACACAGCUGUGAAGUGUGGGAACAUGCCACCACUGCCUCGAGGGUUUCAUGCAGCCCUGCCAGUUUCAGACAACAGGAUUUUAGUCAGUGGAGGCUGCAGUGCAAUUGGAGCCCUGCAGGACGUACAUAUCUUCAACACUGACACCAAUAUGUGGAAUUCAGUGGCGUCUCCUCUGCUUUGCUCUAAGCCUCGUGCUGGACACAGCAUGAUCAAUUUGGGCAGCUCCAUCUUAACAGACACUCAGAAGCAUGAACAGGGUGAACAUGUCGGUGUGCACUGCACAUUGCUGGUGUUUGGUGGGUCAGACUGCUCUGGUACCUUCUACAGUGACGCAGUCAAGUGCACAGUGGAGAUUCCUGUCGAUAAAUGAUGGAUUAGUCUGGGAAGAAACUCAAACAGGACAAUUAUUUAUUUUAUCUCUUUAAAAACAGUGGACGAUACUGUGAACUGACCGGAUAAUGUGACAGGUGUAUUUGUCUGUACUGAUUCUUUUUGACUGUUUUUUCUUGCAUAUGUGCUAUUUGUGUUGUAUAUUCUGUUGCCUAUUCUUCUAUUGUAGCCUAUUUUUAUGAGUCUCUUUAAUAACCACCCAUACUUUUCCAAACCGGAAAUGCUGAGAGGUUUUUUGUACUUUGCAUAACAAAUCUGUGAUCUGCAUGUUGUACACAUCACUCGUCCUUUUAUCUAUUUGCUGGAU
Messenger RNA from Scomber scombrus (Atlantic mackerel), 2154 nucleotides. RefSeq lists its product as uncharacterized. The coding region runs from base 112 to 1827 and encodes 571 amino acids. The transcript has 13 exons. Gene Ontology annotation, molecular function: protein binding. The record is from RefSeq and is a predicted model, not a curated record. NCBI's taxonomy places the organism in Eukaryota, Metazoa, Chordata, Actinopteri, Scombriformes, Scombridae.